Cicer arietinum (chickpea) is the source of this 573-nucleotide messenger RNA. RefSeq lists its product as uncharacterized. The record is from RefSeq and is a predicted model, not a curated record. Gene Ontology annotation, biological process: negative regulation of abscisic acid-activated signaling pathway. NCBI's taxonomy places the organism in Eukaryota, Viridiplantae, Streptophyta, Magnoliopsida, Fabales, Fabaceae.
AUGCAGUUUGUAAACGGUGACAAAAAGAGAAACUUAAAGCGCAAGAUGGAGGAAACAACAACACUUUCUUCUACAAUUGAUUCAGAAGUGUCACUGUCUCUGAGUUUAGGAAUAGGUAUAUCUUAUUCUCCAUUCAAAUUCCUUAAGAGCAAUGAAGAGAAUAUAGAAUACCCAUGCAAGUUUUGCAACAAGAAAUUUUCGAGUUCUCAAGCUUUAGGAGGACACCAAAACGCGCAUAGACGCGAAAGGGUGAUAUCAAAAAUAGAAAAAGAGUUUCAAAUGGGAACUUUUGGACUACUUGGUCCCCAUCAAUUAUGUUCAUAUUCACCCAUUCUAAAUCAUCAUCAAUAUGCAGUUGGGUCACCAUUUUUUCAUCAUCAAAUGCAUUAUCCCAAUGUGGCUCCAUCAUGGACUCAAUUUGUUGCACCUAUAGGAUAUGCUAACCCAUUUGGGAUGAUGAACAACUCUUUGGGUACUCCAACUACUCCACAAAAUAAUAAUGAUAAUAUUCACUAUGUUGAUGAUAACCGCCAAAUUUCAUCCUCAUUUCCUCAUUUGUUCCUCAACCACUAG